Closterium sp. Yama58-4 is the source of this 3111-nucleotide messenger RNA. The record is from the annotation of a GenBank genome assembly. NCBI's taxonomy places the organism in Eukaryota, Viridiplantae, Streptophyta, Zygnematophyceae, Desmidiales, Closteriaceae.
AUGGCGAUCCAAUUGACGCGUUCCGUGUCUCUGGCGAGGGACGCUUCGCCAAGUUUCUCUCAUGGUGGAUUUUUCACGGGAAGCUCUAAGCUUCUAAAAGGACCGCAGCAAGUGCUGCUGCGGACCAAUUCCCUUUCACGCAAAUCCACUUCGUUAGUGUCACACUCGUCAUCGGUCGCUGCGCGUUCCAGCGCCGAGAGACCGGACCGUGCGUCCUUCGUCUCUGCAGAGCCGUUGUCCUGCGUUCUCGUGGUUUCGUUUGUACCCGAUAAUGGCUGGCUCGAUACUCGCAAAGGAAGCCGAUCUGUUCGUGCUAAUGCGCGAGCCACUGGCGGAGACGUCGCCGAAAACGAAAAUGACGGCGCCGGUAACGUUGCCGUUACAGAUUCGAAGAGCUUGAACGGUGCGCUAGCUUUAGUUGCAGAACCCGAGGCCGUGUCACGGUCCGACGUUUCCACGUCAGAUGCAGAGGUGGCUCGCGAUGAUAGCCUCGUCAGCGCUGACGUGGCAGCGGAGGUUAACGAACGGCUGCAGCGGCUCGAGGUCCUCAUGCUUCUCCGGCGGCUUUACCGCGACGCGAACCGGUCCGAACGCGUGCUCAACAUGCCCAUACCUGUUAUAGCGAAGAAGCGGGAAGGGACGCAGGAUCUCAAAGCUCGGCGUAAGGUGCGGCGCGGAGCGAACUACUGGAUCCGCCGUGGCCUGGGCGUGCAGGAGGGGAAAGGCGAGGGGGAGGAUAAGCCCAUUCUAGUGGUGGAAAGCGCGGUCGAGGUGCUUGGCUGCGCCGCGGACGUCCGCGCGCUCGCCGGCUCGCUGACUCGCGACCUCAACUUCUUUCACGGGCAGCUGCCCGCCGUUUUCCCGGAUGAAACCAAGGCCGCGGAGGGCGUGGCGGACGUGGUGCGCACGCUGGCACAGCGGCUGGAGGAGCUGGCGGAUCGGAUCGAGGCGUCGCUGACGGCGGAGCAGCGGCGCGAGGUGGAGGAGGAGCUGGAGGCGCAGGCGCUGCAGGAGCAGAUGGACAAGGAGGCGAACGUGCAGGAGCGCGUGCUGCGGCGCCUGGGCGGGCUGUCCAACACGAGUGCCAUUCUGGACCGGGUGCGGCAGAGAAUAGCAUCUGUGGACAUCUCGUUCUCGGACUUCAGCAUCGACCUACCCACCAUCAAGGGGGCGGGAGGGAAGGCGGUGCGCACGUUGGUGGACACGUGGCGGCGUCUGAAUGGCCGCCCGCCCACCACGGAGCUGGAGCCCCUGGCUUCCGGGCUGCCCCGUCCUGAGUCAACAGGCGACAAGGAGGAGGAGAAGAAGCUCAAGCUGCUGCUCGAGGUGGAGGCCCUUGACAGGCGGCUGAACGAGGCCAUUCGCAACAGGGAGCAGCGGCUGCGGCAGAGGAAUGUGCUCGUGAGGGCCAGGCUUGCCCGGGAGAUCAAGGCACUGGAUGAUGAGGUGAACGAGCUGCGCAAGGAGUUGGCGGUGCGAACGCUGCAGCUGCAGAUGCAGGUCAUCUACAUGUUCCUGGAGCAGGAGCUGCUCUUUGCCGCUGACUCCCAGGACAUGCGGUCAGACGAGGACGAGUCUCUGUUGGUCGCGGAAUAUGGGCUGCUCGAUGCUGACCUGGCGCGCCUGCGCACGGCUGUGGAUAGAAACGAGGCGAUUCUUAUCGAGGAUGAGGAGCUGGAGGCACUGGCGAUUGACAUUCCCGACCUCAAGUUCCGUCUGGGAAUAAUGGAGGAGCCGUCGGUGCCGCUGCAGCAGCGCGCGCAGAUGACAGUAGAGGAGGCCAAGGGCAAGGUGGGCGAGGGCGCCUCCUUCUUCUGGCGGGGCGUCAGGCUUUUGGCUGGUGACGUGGCGUAUUCGGCUCGCUUGUUCUGGGUGGCAGCGACUGGAACUACACUCAAAGCCAGAGAGGUCCAAACCCUGCGCCGCACGGCAACCGAUCUGCUGGUGGUGAUCCCAUUCGCCAUCAUCCUCAUCGCGCCCAUCACCCCGGUGGGCCACGUGGCUGUCUUUGGCUUCCUGCAGCGCUACUUCCCUGGCUUCUUCCCUUCCGCCUUCUCCUCUCGCCGGCAAGAGGUGAUGGUGCGUUAUGAGAACCUCAAGCUACAGAUGGCUACAGCCUCGGGAUCCGAGAAGGAGAAGGUCCAAGCCAUGGCUGCCGCGGCUGCCACCGAGACCUUCGAAGCUUCCGAAGAGGAUUCCGCAGGAGGCGGAGGCAUGGGGAUGCACGGGGGAGUGGGAGGAGGGUCGGGUGGUGGAGGCAUGGGGAUGGGCAUGGGCGGGUUUGCGUUUGGGCUCGGGUUCGGGAGAGGAGAGAAUGUCGUUCGACUUCGAUCUAUGGCUACCACCGUCUUCGCCAAGGAGGCUACUCCCGCCGCCGUGGAGUCUAUCCAGGCGAACUUCCCCGGCUCCGUGGAGGAGACAGGUUACAUCGCAUCCGUCGCCGACAAGCUCAAGGAGCACGGUUUCACCAAGGAGAACAGCAUCGCGCUCGUGAGCACGUGCCGUGACGAGGCGUCACGUCUGCUCGACGCCACCAUUGACAAGCACUUCGGUCUCACCUUCGCGCUCAACGGCCUCGCAGGAGUGCCGCCCGGUGGUGCGCUUGCGAUCAAGGCCGGCGCGUCGCACAGUCCGCAGGACGAGAACGGCAAGGAGCGAUAUGUCUUCUUCGGUCUGACCCACAUCGGUGUCGAUGAGACCGGCGCCAUCGGUAAGAUGCGCCGCGAAGGCCGCUCCGCGGCUUCCGGUGCGUGCGGCGCGCUUCUCGCGCUGACCGCGCAGUUCAGCGCGAGCAAGGAGCUUCCCGAGGCGUCGGAGGAUGAUCUCGAGGUGCACAACCUGACGAAGAAGCUCAUCGCGGUGAACCCCGAGCCGAACAUCGUUGCGGUUACCAAGGCGGCUGUUGACGUCAUCAACAGCACCCUGGAGCAUCUCAUCAGCGUGGCCGUUGACAGCAAGAAGGCGGAUUACGCCGUAAUCACCGGCGUGCAGAUCCACUCCGGCAACAACCCCGUUGGCACGGAAUUCAAGCUGGAGAACACCGUUGAGUACAUCACGCCGUCUCUCGCCUACGUGGUUGUGGACGGAAUCAAGAAGGAGCUUACCCUGUAA